AGCUGCUUCAAAAAGUUAACAACUUGUGAAAUUUGAAUCGAGGUUGAAGGAAAUUAAAAAGUCCAUGUGACCCCUAAUUUCCAUAUUUUUUCAAAAUAUUGUUGACCAUGUUUUUCAAUAUAAAGAGUCUUUCACUCUUAGUAGUGCUUCUUAUUAAUUUUGAAAGAGUAACACCAGCUCUUAACGAUUACAUAAAAGAUUGGGGAAGGUACUUUGGUUAUGGUGAAUCCGAGAAAAUAGACGAUUUUAAUCAGAAUAUUCCUUAUGAAGUGGCCACAAUGGACGAAAAGUUCAUAUCAGAGGCAGCUAAAUUAACUGGUGUGGCUCUUUCAGAGCUAGAUUCAUGUCAACAAAGGGUGAUCCUUAAAUUGAAAACAGAUUGCCACAAAUUGAAUGAUGAACAACUCGCUAAACUUGCUGUUCAUCUAUUAAAUUGUCAAUCCUAUGUGGAAGGACGACCAACUUAUCCUUGCACAGAGGAGAUGAGUAUUAAAGAGUGUACAACGGUUAUGGAUUCCGAUACUUGGACAAUAUACCAUCUUAUGAGUAAUAGGGCAAGAGCAGUCUGCUAUAUGAUUAGACAGACACAAUUCAGAGGUCUUGCAGAAAGCACUGUAAAUCGUCUUAUGGAUGCUGCUAAGCACCAAAUUGACACCCUUGAUAAAAUUAUGUUGAAUCAGGAAAAUUUACAUAGUGUGGCUUCAGAGACAUUUGAUUCUUUGUCAAAAGGUCAUGAUAUAUUAUCCCAGCAACAAAAGGACUUGCACUCUGCUCAGUUUCAUGGACAACUUGCAAUUGAAGAAAAUAUUGCUAGGCUAGUAGAUGAAAAGAGAAUAAUUGCAGAAACUCACAAUAAAUUGAUUUCCCUCACUAAAGAUUUACAGGAGAAAAUAGGGGAUUCUAAGAAUCAACUUCAAAUUCAAAGUACUGAAAGUAAAUUGAAUCAUCAGGAAUUGAUACGAGACUUGAUAUUGCUUCAGGAACAAACUCAAGAAAUAUUCAGGAAAAUUGAGGAAUCAAGCCAAUUGCUUCUAACACAAUCUAAAGAAUUUAGAGACCAAUAUGACUACACACUGAAAAAUUUGAUAGAAGUGAAUAAAACAGUGCACAGUUUAGUUUCAUUAGUUGGUGGAACUAAAAAAGCACUUGAGGAGCGACUACAGUGGGUAUCAACAGCUUUAGGAGGAACCGAUUUGGCAAUUGAAAGAUUAUAUUUGAUACUAUGGCAUUUGGCUUUCUUUUUGUUUGGUAUGAUUGGAAGUGCCUUCCUAGAUGUGGACAUGGGUAUCAGACUUAUUGUUAUACUUUUACCCUCAUUCAAUUUGGCCAUUGGUAUUUAUGGGCAAAAUCAACAUCUUGAGCCACUCCAUCUGUUAGCAGUCAUUGGAGGCUUAGCUAUAUUACAAGGAUUUAUAUCCUGGAUAUUGAAUUAUAAGAAAACACCUAAAGCAAACCCCCAGAUGAUAAAAUAUGAUAUAACUCCUGAGAAGUCUAGUGGUAAUGUAGAAAAUAAUAUUAAGAAUAUUUAUUCUGAAAAGGGUUAUGUUUAUCCUGAUGUAACAUCUUCAGAAUAUUAUUCAUCAAAAAAUCUUCUGGAUGAACCUACAUCUGAUAACUUCAAUGAAUUUGGAUCACCCACGCCGCCCCUCUCUAGAAGUGGGUAUUAUAAAUCAAGAUCAAGGAGUAGAACGCCCAAUCUUCUUGGAGGAAAAGAAUCUUGUCAUGCGAAAACUAGAUUAGGAACACCUUGUAAAUUAUCAUGUUUACCUGGUAGAGAUUUCUGCUAUAGGCAUCAAGCAGGGGAUUCUAUUGCUGGAAGAUAGUACCUCCUAAUUAUUCAAUUUUUAGGAGAGAGUUUACUUUGUACAUACUUUACCUGCAGGACAAUUUUAAGUUCAUUCAAAUGUAUUUUAAGUAAAAAAAUUUUAAUUUCACAAAAUUUACUUUGACGGUUUUACAGGAUUUUUUUUCAAUUGAUUAUACGGUUUUCAACAUCCACUAUAUCACUGUUGCAUAAACAUUGAUGUAUUGAGUUUCAAUGUCAUAAUUACAAUUUUAUCCUAAAUGAAAAAAUUUCAUUUCAGAAUUGAAUAGUCUGAUGUUGAAGUUUUGUGACUUAUCGGAUAGCUGGAUAAAUGGUUGAAUAUUGGUAUUAAUGUUAUUUUAAUAUUAUUUAUUUAUUUUUUUAAUCAUGUAAAUAGCAAUUUUGCCUGAUUUUAUUUCUCGAAUUUUGAGUUAUGAGGCUGUAGUUUACUGAAUUAUAAUGGAUAAAUGGUUA
This is a messenger RNA of Coccinella septempunctata (seven-spotted ladybird), 2278 nucleotides long. Its product is annotated as protein brambleberry-like. The coding region runs from base 108 to 1823 and encodes 571 amino acids. The record is from RefSeq and is a predicted model, not a curated record. The transcript has 5 exons. NCBI's taxonomy places the organism in Eukaryota, Metazoa, Arthropoda, Insecta, Coleoptera, Coccinellidae.